Molecule: messenger RNA, 405 nt
Organism: Stylonychia lemnae
Lineage: Eukaryota; Ciliophora; Spirotrichea; Sporadotrichida; Oxytrichidae
Source: the annotation of a GenBank genome assembly
AUGUAUAAAAUUCCUGAAACUCAUGAUAACUUCUCCCUUUCUAAGAAGGAGCAUGAUGAUUAGACAAUCGGUUGCACCAAUGAGAGAAAUAUCGUUUGCACAUUCUGUAAAAAGAUCAUCAUUCCUCAAGGGAUGGCUAUGAAAGUUGACUUGAUAAAAAACCACAUGAGAGAGUACGACAAUAUAAACACAUACUGGCACUUAGACACAAUUGAUAAGUUUGAAAAUAUAGAGAUCCAUGGAAUCAACGGGGACAUCAAGUACCUCUGCUGCAUUGGAUGCCAGUCGGAAAUCCUCGGAUAUUAGCAAUCUUCAGUACUCCUUAACAAAAACAAAUAACAUUAGUUAUUAUAGGACACUACUUAAAAUUUCAUCGCAUGUUCAAGAGUCAAGUAUGAGAUUUGA